Messenger RNA from Myxocyprinus asiaticus (Chinese sucker), 4516 nucleotides. Its product is annotated as transmembrane protein 266-like. Lineage: Eukaryota; Metazoa; Chordata; Actinopteri; Cypriniformes; Catostomidae. Bases 730 to 2376 code for a protein of 548 amino acids. Gene Ontology annotation, molecular function: voltage-gated channel activity. The record is from RefSeq and is a predicted model, not a curated record. Gene Ontology annotation, cellular component: plasma membrane. The transcript has 11 exons.
GAGACUCCUCAUACUUCAGGUGGGCGAUAAGGAGUUUUGAUAGACGCGUGCACUCGAAGUUACCCCGAGGAACAUUUCCCCGACUCUCCGAAAGAAAACCAAUAGAAAGGCGUUUUCUCGACGUAAUGAAUCGAGCCCCCCUCCCCUCCAGGUCUCCGACAUAACGGACCCAAACGCGAGUUGUAGGCGUUCGACAUUCAGCCGUUGACCACAUUUCCCGCGCUUGCGAUUUUGGCGCUCUCGCUACGAACGAAUCGCGGGUUUCAGCACCUGGACAGCUCCUCGCGGAAUAACCUACAUUAAAUGCUGUAGAGAUGGAGUCCCUGGCGUAAUUUGAAGGGGGAAGCCCUAUGCAAGCAGAGCAGGUGCGGUGUGUAUACAUAAUGCACCCCUUCAGUCUCAAAUACGAUCCAUUUCUCUGGGUGAUCGGAUAGUGACGGACUCCUAACAUAAUCUCGCUGAGCGAUGAUGCUCGUGUUACGGCGCGUUCUUGCUCGCCGUCCCCUUUAUUCGCGAAAGAAGCCGCAGAACGGAUGCUUGGCCACUUGGUUUGGAGCCUCCACGUAUCAAGACCCUUUUGAGACAUUAUCAGAACCACGAUUAAAGUUUCAACGAUGUAAAUCGAUAACGGUUUGGUAUGAGUGAAGUCGGCUCUGUCUAGCACAAACCAGAGCUCACAUUUGAGAGAAGUAAAAGAGAAGGUUUUCUGCUUUUGCUGCAUAUCACACCAUGAGCCAGCCACAGCCCUCUCAGCAGGCCGCAGCACCGGAUCUGGAGGUGAUCUCACAGCAGGUGGAUGAUGAGGGCCAGUGCAUGGCUCCAGUGCAGCUGGUCAGCUUCGCCUACAGGGACCUUCCUCUGGCUGCGCUGGAUCUCUCGCUGGCCGGAUCCCAGCUACUUUCCAAUCUGGAUGAAGAGGACAACCAAGAGGGGUCUAACUGGCUGAAGCCGUGCUGUGGGCGGAGGGCAGCGCUGUGGCAGGUGUGUUUGUUGAGUGCUGGCUUCAACUGUUUCCUGGUGGCCUGUGUCAUUCUGGUGGUGCUCUUACUGACUCUGGAACUGCUCAUCGAUACCAAACUCCUACAAUUUAAUAAUGCAUUCCAGUUCGCCUGUAUCAUCCACUGGAUCAGCCUGGUCAUCCUGUCUGUGUUCUUCACUGAGACUGUCUUUAGGAUUGUGGUGCUUGGGAUCUGGGAUUAUAUAGAGAACAAAGUUGAGGUGUUUGACGGUGCUGUGAUUGUACUCUCUCUGGCCCCAAUGGUGGCCUCCACAGUGGCGAACGGCCCCAGCAGCCCCUGGGACGCCAUCAGCCUCAUUAUCACCCUUCGUAUCUGGAGAGUCAAGAGAAUCAUUGAUGCGUAUGUGCUGCAAGUGAAGGUGGAGAUGGAGCUGGAAGUCCAGCAGUAUGAGAAGACCAAAGCUGUAAGGGAAGAACAGCUGGAGAGACUCACACAAAUCUGUCAGGAACAAGCUUUUGAGAUCAGGCAGUUGAGGGCACACCUGGCGCAGCAGGAUCUGGAUUUGGCUGCUGAGCGGGAAGCUGCCAUGCAGAUCCACCACGUGUGGGGGAAACAGAGCAGCAGCUUUCAGGAAAUAGACGGUCUGGGUCGCUCUGGAUCUGACAACGAGUGCCGGGCCAAUACCAGAGAGCCCAGACCACCUCCAGAGAGUGUCAUUCAGGAUGAUAUGAAUAACUACAUCAGCCAGUAUUACAGUGAGCCAAGUAGCGACACCGGAGUGCCCGACCCUGGUGCACGCGUUAUCACCACAACAGCCAUCGAUAUCCACCUUCCCACCAAUCCUAACCAGCUUCCCCCUUCGCUUGUCAGUGCUGAUGGCCUUGGCAGUGGCCAAGAACGCACGGGCAGCUCUGUAAGCGAAGCGUCCAGCACGACCAUGUCCCGGUCCAGCUGUAGCUUCACAGCACGGCAGCAUAGCGUCAGCAGCCAUACGCUGGGCUCCACCACUGACUGCAGCUCCACUGUACGUGAAGCCUCCACCUCUGAUUACAGCGGCCAACGUUACUGCCCUCCUCCAUACUCCAGCCCUCUGGCCCUGGGGACACAAUCUGGCAUCCACGACCCCAGCGCAGUGGUCAAAGAGCUGCUGUCUUCCCUGUCUGAGGACUCCUGCCUCAUCCAAAAAGGCAGGGUGGACCCGGUAAACCUCAAGUUGCCCAGUCCAGCGGGGUCUGUGAAGGCCAGCCCGGAACUACAGCACAGGGUGAACAUUUACAACAAGAGGAACCAAGAGCGUCUGGGCGUCUUCCAGACCAAGCCACUAAUUCACCUGCAGGGGACCGAGCCAUCGCUGGAGGAGAAGUACAGGUUAAUGGAGCUGGCCGAUACGCCACUGAGCCAUAUACCAGACACAUAGAGCAUAGAGUGUAGGACAGUGACCACCAACAUCAGCUGAAGCAGACUUUCUCUUGGCCUCUUUUUCUCUGUAAAUCACCUACACAUUGGCUGUGUCCAAAACCUGAAAUUUGGUGCCUACUUAAGGCUAAAGUAUACUUUGGUUUUCCGUGUGAUGUAAAUUUAGUUAUCAGCACUGUCCGCGUGCAGCCCAGUUUUUGCAGCCUGCAGGGCUAUUGGCCCAGUGGUGGGAAUGCAGAUCAGUUUUGGUUUCAUGUAUCGAGGUCCGAGGCUAUUGGCCCCGGCUGACUAGUUGAUAGCCCUGGCUCGAACUGGCCUGAUAGUGGAAACUCGGCUAAUCACCAACAGUGUAACUAACCUCGGACCAUCGCUUCAUGUCCUCUACCCGCUCAGGUGAGACACUCUCAAAAGACGGUCAUCGCGACUCUGUAAAUUAUCGGCAGUAUGGAUCCAUGUUUUUUUUAUUUCUAAAUUUGAAUAUGCUAAACAUCACUUUAUCUGUUAAAAACAUACACCAAUGCGAGUGAAAACACUGGAGACCAGAAAAUGAAAACAGGCCUCUGUUAUGAAUCGUGGAACACUUCUGCUUUCACAAAAAAGGUGGAUACUUUAGUCUUUAUGGAGUAUACAGAGGUAGAAAGGCAUCAAGGCACAGUCCAAUGUUUAACAUUCUGUGUAAAGUUAUAUUCAAAUUUACAACUUCAUGCCAUGACGAUGUAUCACCAUAAACUCUAAAACGACCGUAAAAUAUCCCUCAACACCCCAAACUUUCCCAUUUGGACAGCGCCGUAUUUAAGCGAUCAAGAGUCCUGUAUUUGUGUGGUGAAGAGUUGGCAACCCUAGAAGUAUGCGAAGGAGUUUCCAUGUAUUCUGGUCACUUGUUGACUAUUUUUCUUUUACUAUCCAAUCCAACUCGUCCAUUGAUUAAAAAAAAACAAAAUAAACAUUCAAAUUAAAUUCAUAUGUAGGCACAAAUUAUUUUCCUACACUAAUUUCAAGCCUUUAGAUCAAAAGGUUUUUAUGAUCAUGAGAAACAUAUUUAGUGAAGUGUGUCCAAAUGUUCGACCAGUAGUUCUAUUCCUACCAAGAAAUAAGCAUAGUAGGCAUUAAAUAUUUGCUUGGUUAUCUCUAAAGUUUACUCAAAAUGUGUUCUAGAUCAAAAGACAUGAUGUUAUGGUGCCUUGGAAGCCUGUCUGAAAAGAGGUACCUGUAUACAUUAAUUCUGCCUGUUAAGUCAUUGACUAACUGGGCAGCAAGGCAGUAAGCGAGCUGCCUUCGGUUUCAGACACAGCCAUUCUGUCAGUCUUUCUCUCAUUCUGUGUCAGACAGCACUAUUGACACUUAUUCCCCAGGUUUAAUGCUCUCAGAAAGGGACACAGAAAGUGACAUGAGGAAAACAGACUUCCUCCUUCCAGAUGCACAUUUCUUUCUAUCUUUCUCUUUCUCCAACUCUGCAAGAGCACUUAACUGUCACUCCUGCCAAAAUUGCACAACCUUCCAGUAAGUCAGGGAGAGGAACUUCGAGAGCCAUCAUUGGAAGAUUCUUCAGGAAUUUCAGUGUGUCUGUUGGGCGAGCGUAUGAAACCAGCAAAGACUCUAAUACCGAGUGUGGCUGGCAGACUUUUCACGUGUUCUCAUUCAGGUGGAGCGAGAGGGAGUUUUUAUUUUUUUUUUUCUGUUUUUAUUUGUCAAUUUGUAUGAAAUGUAACUGACACCCAUUGUACAGUCCUCCCCCCCCCCCAAAUGCUGCAGGGUUACAUUUGAUUCAUGUUCAAAUGUGUCAAGCUGUGUGAUUCAGCCAAAUUUCUAACCUUUGCCUUUCUUACAUUAUGAUGCUAACGUUUGUAUUCAAAUUCUAUGCGAGAAAAAAAAAGUGCUAAACUCAAGUAUUUUUUAAAACAGAGAGAACAAAUGAUAGGUGAAACAUUUCAGAUAUAGAGUAUUAGAAUAGUUUUAUGAGAAAUUAUGUUAAAAAUGUUGUCAUAUCUCUAACUUUAACCCCCACCCCACUCGUAUAUUCCUAUAGCAUGAGCCUUUGAAAAGAUCUACCUGCUUUCUGACUGAGUUGAACUCAUUCCAUGUUAUUGAUGAGGGAUUUUAUAAACUGAUAACGGAAGAGAUUGUCACGCAAUUAAAAGUUG